AUGGCUGGUGGGGUUUCAGUUCUUCCAUCGAAUAUUCAUCUUCUUCUCCUUCUUGUUCUGGUAAGCGUUUCUUGGUGUUGUAAUUUUGUUAAGUGUUCAAAUUCAACCACCAUAUACGAUGAAUUAAGGGCAAAGGGUCUUCCCGUGGGGCUUCUACCCAAGGGAAUAACAAGGUACGAGAUCAACAGUAGUAGUGGCGAAUUCCAGGUUUGGAUGGAAGAACCGUGCAAUGCAAAGUUUGAAAACGAGGUUCACUAUGAUCCGAACAUUAAGGGCACCCUAGAUUAUGGUAAGAUCGGGGAAUUAUCUGGUAUGACUGCUCAGGAACUCUUCCUGUGGUUUCCUGUUAAGGGCAUUCGUGUUGAUCUACCUAGUUCUGGUCUCAUUCAUUUCGAUGUUGGUGUUGCUGAUAAACAAUUCUCUUUAUCCCUCUUUGAAGAUCCUCCUGAUUGUAACCCUCAGGUUAAUGCUGAUAAUGAUGAUGUGUUAAGGGCAAUUUGGUAG
This is a messenger RNA of Lathyrus sativus (Indian pea), 504 nucleotides long. NCBI's taxonomy places the organism in Eukaryota, Viridiplantae, Streptophyta, Magnoliopsida, Fabales, Fabaceae. The record is from the annotation of a GenBank genome assembly.